Messenger RNA from Talaromyces marneffei, 369 nucleotides. RefSeq lists its product as uncharacterized. Lineage: Eukaryota; Fungi; Ascomycota; Eurotiomycetes; Eurotiales; Trichocomaceae. The transcript is spliced from 2 exons. The coding region runs from base 1 to 369 and encodes 122 amino acids. The record is from RefSeq and is a predicted model, not a curated record.
AUGGCUUCACUACCCUACCUCCGCCAAACAAUCCGUACCUUCACCAUCUCUCUCCCAUCCAAAUUGAGUACUUCAUCGCGAGUAGCACUAUCAGCAGCAUUCUCGACGUCCUCUAUUCAGCGGGCAUUGAAAGAAAAUGAUCGCGAUGACGAAAACCUCCUCAAUGCAUACGAAUCCUUCAACAACGAGACUCUCAAGGCCGCCAAAUCCAAAAAGCCGCACUGGAUAGAACGGCUUGCGAGCGAGAGCGAGGCAGACAUAAAGGCUGAUAGAGGAGAGACGUUGGGUCCAAAAGUUGAUGAUAUUGUUGAGAGGGCGAAGGAGGAGGAGGCAGCGGAGGCGGAGUUGAAGAAGAAGCAGAAGAAAUGA